Messenger RNA from Schistocerca piceifrons (Central American locust), 3398 nucleotides. It is a transcript of the gene Ykt6, whose product is annotated as synaptobrevin homolog YKT6. The transcript has 4 exons. The record is from RefSeq and is a predicted model, not a curated record. NCBI's taxonomy places the organism in Eukaryota, Metazoa, Arthropoda, Insecta, Orthoptera, Acrididae. Gene Ontology annotation, molecular function: SNAP receptor activity. Gene Ontology annotation, cellular component: Golgi apparatus. Gene Ontology annotation, biological process: endoplasmic reticulum to Golgi vesicle-mediated transport. Bases 442 to 1038 code for a protein of 198 amino acids.
UUAACUGGUUGCCAACAUCACAGAUGUGACACAUACAUGUGUCCUUUUAAUUUGGACAAACUGGAAGACGAUCAAAUAAGUGAGGGGCAAUGUGUCAAAAAGUUUGUGCGUGAAACUCCGUGACGUUUAUUGGUUGAUGAGCAGUUGUUAUAUAGAGAAAGAAACGAAAGGGUGUUUUCAUUAGCAGCUGAAUGAUUAUUUCAGCUUUGUUUCCCCUAUGGUGGAACUAGUUCCUAUAUUUACAUCAAGGCAUAUACUCAUUUCAGUCACUCUCUUCUGUGUCUUCCGCAAGUGCUUGUUAAGGCAGUGAAAAUUAUCUCCCGCUAUAGAGAUAUCAACCUGUUGAACUUCUGAUUAAUCUAGCUGACAUCUGUGCGUUCUUUCGACAGUUAAUCGAUAUCGAAGGGUUAAAAGUUGACAAAGUGUAUAAAAUUGUAAAAUAUGAAGUUGUACGCGCUGAAUAUCCUUUAUAAAGGACCAAACGGUGCAGUUUGGCUGAAAACCUCAUACGAGCUGGCCAGCUUCAGUUACUUUCAGAGAAGCAGCAUCCAAGAGUUUAUGGCGUUUGCGAGUAAAACUAUAGUUGAGAGGACACACACGCCAGCUAGGCAGUCGGUUCGUGAGAAAGAAUACAUGUGCCACGUCUACGUUCGUGCGGAUAACCUGGCUGGUGUGCUGAUCUCAGACCAAGAGUACCCGCAUCGCGUAGCGCACACGCUCAUCACAAAGGUGCUGGAUGAAUUCGCCACAAAGAUUCCUGCUUCGUCAUGGCCGACGGCGGAUGAACAGGCAGUGGCAUUCCCACAGAUAAACACAUACCUGGCACGCUACCAGAACCCUCGUGAGGCGGACCCGAUGACAAAAAUUCAGGAGGAGCUGGACGAGACAAAGAUCAUUCUGCACAACACAAUCGAAGCGGUGCUGCAGCGCGGGGAGAAACUGGACGACCUGGUCGCCAAGUCGGAGGGGCUGAGCAUCCAGAGCAAGGCGUUCUACAAGACGGCCCGCAAGACCAACUCCUGCUGCAGCUUCGGCUAGGCGGGGCGCGCUCGGCUGCGGCGCGGCACACGGACUUCGGGAAGGCUGCACCGGGGGCAGAGGCGUGCCGCUGUCUGUCCCUGCCGGUGCACCCACUCCUCGAUCCUCCCCUUUCCCCCACGUAACGGAAGCGAGUCUGCCGCCGGCACGAUUUGCGAAAGCGACUCGAAAGCUGUGAGUGGAGAGUCGUGACAUUGAUAAUGUGCUGACAUUUGCCCCCAUUGAGAGAUGUCUGCCGCCCCCCCCCCCUUCCUCCUUACCCCUUCUUGUGCACCUCAUUGCCUACAAGCUUGUUAUUUUAUAUAGCAUUUAAGUUACCAUGUUUUAAAUUAUUUAAUCUCUUCCUGUAUGAUAGUUGUCAGGUGCAGCCAGUUUAUUUCUGAAAUGUCUCUGUCAUUCGAUGUGUAGUCAUGUAUAAGAUUUCUUACUGAAUUCCAAAUACUUCUCAACUUCUUGUGGGAAUGCAGUGCGAGUGUGAGAGUUCCCGAGCUCUCUCUCUCCUCCCCCCUAACCUUCUCUAGAAACAAUUUUCUUUUUUGCCUGUAGCAUAUAGCCCCUGUCAAGAAAAGAGCUAGACUGUUGUUGCCUGCAGUUCAGUGUAUUGUGUUCUCCUUUUCUUGCAUUUCUGCUGCUGCUGUGUUUUGGAGCACUAGUCCUUUGGACUGCAAACAUCAUAUAAGAGCCGCUCUAAGCUGUUCUGGAAUUGGUCCCCAACCACUGGUUCCGGAACCCUCCGGAAGCAAUUACUGACCAUCGGUCUCGAAACACGGCGGGCGAUGCAGUGUGUGUUCCCCUUCGUGUCAUUUCUCUCUUGGCUACUGUCGACUGUCUCUUAAAAGAUUUAAUUUUAUUGGUGUUCUUCCUUCAUUGGUGUUAGGCUAGAUACAUAGUACAGUACCUUAGCUGACAGUGUAUGUCAGAAACAAAUACGAAGUAUAUUUAUCUCCCCAUGUAAGUGGAGUUUAGGCUUUAUUUUAUAAAUUGUGCAAACUGUGAAGGCAUCACUGGUUGUGUUAAAAAUUGUAAAAGCAGUUGGAUGGUGCAUGUAGGUGCAUAAUUGAGCUGCUUCCAAAGUAUGCAAUUUUUAUGAAUGUGUUUGAUAAGUAUGUCUCUUGUGUGAGUGAGAAUGUGUGUUAAACUGUGGGUAUUUCUACAGCUACAGGAGUUACAAUAGGUUCGUUUUCGUGGAUGUUUGUUAUUUGUAUUAUCGUGCAAAACUGUUUGAUCUCUUGAAAUUAUUUAUGUGAUGGAGAUUGAAAUGCAUUUUUCACAUUCAUUCCAUUGAGUAUUGUCAACUAACUUGUGAGAAAUUGUAAGAAACAACUAUUCUGUUUAUAUGUAUAUGUGGACAUCACAGAUGGAAAGAAACCUUAAUGGAAAAAAAAAAUUACGUACUUGAAAUUCAAUUGGUUUAAAUUGUGAAUGAACAGGUACUACAAUUAAAUAAAUGUGACUACUUAAGAGAUUUCCCUCAGCAUUCGAGAAUAUUUGAACUACACAGUGCCUGUAUAUUUACCCUCUAGAACAGUGGAAAAUCUUGAGGGAGCUACAUAAUUUUUGAGUACGCUCUAUUGUCAAUGGGUAGAGAUUGGAGUUACCUGCAUUUAAGAUGUGGUCGUUUUUGUUAUUGAAGUUAAAAUAAUUGCAAAGAAUUUACAGUUUACUCAGACUAGACAAAAUAUGUAUGAAAAUACAAUUUCUUUUUACUUCUAAAUUGUUUGUUUCAAGUAUACACAUUUUAUUACACUAGUGGUUAGUCAGUUCGCAUAUUAUUAUGAAGCUCUCAUAGAUAAACACAUACUAUUACCUCCAUACCAGUUUGAGGCAACCAGUUUACUGUGAACAUUUCCUACAACAAUGAUGGGUUAUGGAAGGCUUUAUUUUACAUUAACAUUACACUUUCCUGUAGCAGACACAGAAAGUUCUCUAUAAUGCUGACGAAAAUAUGUGCAUUGUUGGAAGGUUGUGUAUUCUACUUGAUUGUAGGUGUUUCCUGUGCAAAUAACUUCGUCACUACAACAGGACUCUUUAAAUAUCAUUCAACAUUUAAGAUAAAUCUGUAAACUUCAUCAUUCUCAAAGGCACUGUAAUAUGAUACUCUUUUGACAAAUGUCUGUAACUAACAAAGACUGUUGAUACAGGAUCCCACAGUUGUUAAUUGCACCUGAGGGGAAGGUCGAAUACUAAAAUAAUAUUUUUAAUAGUCUCUCCAUCUGAAUUUAUGAGAAACAUUCAUCCAAAAUGUUUUACGGGAUAUACAGAUUUCAGAUGACAUUUUGACUGCAAAGAAAAAUAACUCGGUUGAAAUAAAACUAACAUGUAAAUAAUUUAAAAAGUAUUACAAAAUCAAAUGUUAACAU